AUGUACGGACGGAACACUUGCAGCUUGAUCAAUCCUCUCCCUGUUUUCUUCCCCCCACCACCCCCGUUCAAUCCACCAGCUCCCGUGCCCUCAUCAUCCCCAUUGUCUCCGAACCUUCAACUUCCGUGCCCUCAUCAUCCCCAUUGUCUCCGAGCCUUCAAGUACCGAGAUACUUUGGUGUUCCAUGUAAGGGUGGAUCACAGUGGGGACUGGGGGACUAGGGGCGGGGUAGCCGGUGUUUCGUGUGGGGAGGGCGGGAGUGGGGUUGGGUUAAGCAAUGAGCUCAAGGCGUUUGAGGCGCCUCAAAAGUCUGGAGAGGAAGGUAGUAGGGUUGGUUUAAGCGAUGAGCUGAAGGGGUGGGAAAAGAAGGGGAAGAGAGCCCGCAGGGGAGCGGUGGGGAGGAAUGGAGGGAAGGAGGCUGAUUUUGUAGGGGGGAAAGAGGGAGAGUGGGGGGAGGAAAGGGAAGGAAAGCGGAAGGGGGAGGAGACAGGCGAGGAGCGGAAAGGCGAGGAGAGAAAUGAAGAGGGAAGGAGGGAGGAGGGGGAUGAAGGGAAUUGGGGAGGAAAUACGAGAGAUGAAGUAGAGGGAGUGACAACCCCCCUUGUGAGGGAGGCCAGCGUCGUUCGUGUGUCCGCAUGCAAUCGCCCUAUAGGCACUCGAGUCACUUCUUUCCUCUGCCUGCCUGUGCAUCUGUCCCUGUCCUCAAUUCUCUUCAGCUGCACAGGUCGUUCGUGUCGUUCGUGUGUCCGCAUGCAAUCGCCCUAUAGGCACUCGAGUCACUUCUUUCCUCUGCCUGCCUGUGCAUCUGUCCCUGUCCUCAAUUCUCUUCAGCUGCACAGGUCGUCGUUCGUGUGCCCACAAGCAGAUUGCAACAAGGCGUUUGCAUCAGGUUACAAGUUACGGAGGCACUUGAUUGUGCACAACCCAAACGCUCCCCGGCACCCAUGCUCUCUCCGCUUCUCUCCCUGCCCCCCAAUCACCAGCACCCAUGCUCUCUCCACUUCUCUCCCUGCCCCCCAAUCACCAGCACCCAUGCUCUCUCCACUUCUCUCCCUGCCCCCCAAUCACCAGCACCCAUGCUCUCUCCAUCCCCCUCCCUGCUUCCCCCAAUUACCAGCUCCCAUGCCCUCAUCCCCACUGGUCUCGGACAUUCACGCGCCGAGACUGCAUGGAGUAGCAUGCAAGGAAGCAGCAUUCGGAUUCGGGGAAGAGGGGGAGUGGGGGGAGUGGGGGGAAGCUGCAGCGUGCAAGGAAGCAGCAUUGCAGCGUUUUCAAGGCGUCUUUU
Messenger RNA from Closterium sp. NIES-65, 1285 nucleotides. NCBI's taxonomy places the organism in Eukaryota, Viridiplantae, Streptophyta, Zygnematophyceae, Desmidiales, Closteriaceae. The record is from the annotation of a GenBank genome assembly.